AGCAAACCCACCAUUUAAAUCUCUUUUAUUCUUCCUAAAAAUAUAAUCUUUUUUAUUUAGAGGGUAAAAAGGGGUAUGAAGACGAUGAUGAUGAUGAACAAGUCUUGGGAAUCAUAAGAAGCAGGCUACAACGCAGCCUUCUUUUUCUGAUUUCUUUUUUAUCCCUCUCUCUUUUUUCUUUUUGUUUUUCAUUUUCCUCUCUUCACAAAUUAUUAAUCUUGCGGUGAUCAUAUCUCAUCUCAUCAUAUUUUUCAACUUCAAUCUUCAACUACAUCUCAAAGAGUCAUGCCGACUUUUACAACUGUGGCUUUGGAUACACUAAUAGAGCCAGGAGGGUCUAAGACGACGGUGGCAGGGAAGUAUGUUCCUGACCAGAAAUUGGAUAGUCGAGAUGCCACUAGUUCAAAAAUCGAGAGAAUGGGUAGUUUGCCUAGUUCAAAGUCGAAUAGUGCGAUUGAUGUUCCUAAACCUAGAAUGGAGAGAAGGAAUAGUGCGUCAGCCACAGAUAUUAAUAGUAAACGCCAGUUUAACCGCAUUUCUCCAGCGCUAUAUGCCACUCCUGAGACAACCCCUCUUCCAGUUGUUCCUGAUUCUCCGUCGUCCUUCCCUCCAUCCCCUUACAUCAUUAAUCACAAGAGGCGAGGGCCGCGGCUUCUCAAGAGUUUAUCUCAGGAAGAUGUUGCUACUCGUGAACAAGAUGUAGAGAAAGACAAGGUAGCUGUAGAUGCGAAAAAUGAAGAAAGGGAGGAGAUUGAUACAGACAAGGAUGCUGAAUUUACAUUUAAUGUUCCUCCCCCUAUCGAUGUUGCUCAUGAUAAAGGUUUUCCUAAUGGAGGACUUGAAAACAGUGAAUUGAGAAACAGUUUGAACACACAAAGUGGUCCUUUAAAGUCUGUUGCAGUAAAUGAACGAAGAGAUGGUGAACCUGAUGAUUUCUUUGAUCCUCAAGACUCGUUGAGCGUCAAAAGCAAUACUAGCAAUGGAGGGGAACAACCUUUUACUCGUGCUACACCUUCAGAGUUUUAUGAUGCAUGGGAAGAACUUUCCCCUGAUAGUGUACCACAGCAGCUUCCUUUAAAUGAAGUUGAGACUGAAUUGCGUGAAAUAAAAUCAAGUUUGUUGAUGGAGAUAGAGAAACGAAAGCAGGCCGAAGAAUCUCUGAAUAAUAUGCAAAGCCAUUGGCUGAGGAUCCGGCAGCAUUUGUCUACUGUUGGCUUGACUCUGCCUGCAGAUCCUAUUGGUGCAGUGGAGGAUAGUAAUUUGGAUGAUCCAGUGGAAGCACUGUGUCAACAAGUUAAUCUUGCCCGUUAUGUGUCUAGUUCCAUUGGCAAAGGAAUUGCAAAGGCCGAGGCUGAGGCAGAAAUGGAAUCGCAAAUUGAGGCCAAGAACUUUGAAAUUUCUCGGUUAUGGGACAGACUGAAUUACUAUGAGGCUGUUAAUAGAGAGAUGUCUCAGAGGAAUCAGGAAGUUGUAGAGAAAGCACGCAAGCUUAGGAAAAGUAGGAAGAAAAAGCUGAGGUGGGUUUGGGGAUCACUUGCUGUUGCAAUCACAGUUGGAACUGCUGCAGUAGCAUGGUCUUAUAUCCCAAGUGGAAAAGGAACGUCUUCCUCUAAUCAGUCCGAUGCUCCUCGUUCAUCCAAGUCAUAAUCGUCUAUCCUAUCCUUCAUGAUUGGCUUUUGAAGCAUUCACCAGACUAUAAUUCGAUAAUUGUGCUACCAUGUAUAUACCUUCCUAUGGGCCUGUCUUGACAGCACAACAAGUUUUUAUUGCCCAAGGUUUACGUUCCAGGCUUGCAGCUGGAGAAUAAUGUCAGCAUUCUUGCCUUGUAUUCAGCCUCUUCAUGUGGCAGGCAAUCUGACAUCCUUCAAAUUCUGGAUGAAGCUAUAAAAUUUGAUUCUAUAGUGUUAUUUUGAACGUACUAAUUUUACUUCCACAAACAUAUCUCUGCAAAAAGUAAAGGUUUCGUUGGUGUAUGCAUAAUAUAAGCGUUUCAGCUUCAUUUUUGA
Daucus carota subsp. sativus is the source of this 2006-nucleotide messenger RNA. RefSeq lists its product as uncharacterized. Lineage: Eukaryota; Viridiplantae; Streptophyta; Magnoliopsida; Apiales; Apiaceae. Bases 286 to 1647 code for a protein of 453 amino acids. The transcript is spliced from 4 exons. The record is from RefSeq and is a predicted model, not a curated record.